Messenger RNA from Impatiens glandulifera, 2304 nucleotides. RefSeq lists its product as uncharacterized. The coding region runs from base 1 to 2304 and encodes 767 amino acids. NCBI's taxonomy places the organism in Eukaryota, Viridiplantae, Streptophyta, Magnoliopsida, Ericales, Balsaminaceae. The transcript is spliced from 6 exons. The record is from RefSeq and is a predicted model, not a curated record.
AUGAAAGGUUCUUGUUCUUACUCUGCUGCUUAUUCCAAGAAGAUGCAUAUAUUUCUGUUGAGAUUCUGUACAGUUAUGCGACGGGGGAGAGAUAUAAAUGUCCCUGAUAGAAUGGAACUUGGAGACUCAAAAUUGGAACUACUACGCUUGGAUAGUUCACGUUAUUUUGGAUCAAAUACUAAAAUAUUAGGAAGUUUAUUUCAAGGGGCUGAUAAUCUCAAAGUUCUAGAUAUAAUCGGCGUUUUCGGUAAGAUUAGUGAUUUUUCAUUAUUUUCUUCUUUAGCCAAGUUAAAGAUGUUAUCCCUAGUGAGGCUCAGUUUGGAUAUGACAGCCAAUGUAUCUUUUAUUCGACAUCUUAGUUGCUUGGAAGUCCUUAGCCUUCGAGAUUCAACCAUGAAAGAUUUGCCAAACGAAAUAAGUGAGUUAACAAACUUAAGAUCGUUGGAUUUAACUUUCUGCAAAUGUUUCAUAAGCAAUGGUGUUCUUUCUAAACUUACUAAUCUGCAAGAAUUGUACAUGGGUUAUUCUUUCAAUGAUUGGAGGCUACAAAAAGAAGACAUUAAUGGUGGAUACAAUCAUGCAGCAGGAAUCGAUGAGUUAAAUUGCUUACAUAAAUUGUGGAGAUUGGAAUUGGAAAUACCCAACAUUGAACAAGUUCCGAGAGGUAUUCGGCUAUUUUCUUCCUUAACGUUAUUAGAUCAAUUCAAGAUAGUAAUAGGAAAAAGAAAAUAUGAGCGGAAUACUCAAUUUGAAAGUGGGAAAAGACAACUUUGGUUGGAGAAUGAUAGAGACAGUAUGACCAGUUUCUUGCAUGAACUUGGGGUCUUAACAGAAAAGGGCAUUACAAAUUUAUAUAUAAGCAAUGAUCUUGGCAUGUGGGAGAAAAUGCAUUUAAACAGUUUUCUAUCAUUGAGAGAAGUUGUUAUUAACUAUUGUGGAUCAAUUAUUACUCUUUUUCCACAGUUACAGUCACGGAUUUCUAAAACUGGAAAGAUCAAUGGACUUGGGCACUAUUUGAAGCGUAUCGAAAUAUAUGAAUGCAAUCAAAUGAGGCACUUAUGUUCUACAUCAACAUCGAGGCAUCUCACAAAUCUUCAACUUCUUAUUCUCAAAGGAUGUGAAAUGACGGAAGAAAUUGUUAAUAUUUGCGAUGAAGCUGAACAACUCAAUAAAAUUGAGUUUAAUGCUUUGGAAACUCUUAAGCUUUGGGACUUGUCUAGACUGGAAUGUUUUUGUAAAGGAAUAAACGUGAUUUAUUUCCAUAAACUAAAAUCAUUGGAGUUAAUUGGAUUGAAGCAAUUUAUCUUUUCAACCACCAAGUUGGAAAUACCUUGCUUGGAGGUCCUGAAGAUCUUAUCUAUUCCAAAUAUUGAAACUCUAUGCAACCUUGUCUCAUUUCCUUGCUUAAAUAGGUUGGUGAUAAAUGGAUUGGCAAAGAUAAAUUACAUAGUAGGAUUGAAAGAGGGAGAAGGACAUCAUCAACAUCAUGAUAAGAUAUUUCCUUUAUUAAGAAACUUGAUCUUGUUUGAUCUAGGAAAUUUAAUACAUAUGUAUGAAAUCAACCAUCCAGGAUUAGGAGUGCUUUUAUUUCAAAACUUGACAGAAUUGAGAAUUAGAGGAUGUGGGAAAUUGAGAUAUCUGUUUUCGGAGAAUAUAGGUAGAGUCGCUGCCAAGCACCUUUCGAUGCUAGAAAUAUGUGUUUGUCCAACGAUGGAAGUGGUGAUGAAGAAAGAGGAUGAUGAUGAUAAAGUUGGAGGAGGAAGUAAUUCUCUUGGAAAUAGUAAUUUCUUUCCACUACUUUGGAGAUUGGUACUAUCGAAUCUAUCAGGUUUGAGGAGCGUUAGUAAUGUUUCUUAUACUUGGGCAUUGCCAUUAUUAAAGGAAUUAGUAGUGAAACAAUGUCCCAAGCUAGAGGCACUCUCUCCCGGUUAUUUGGAUUCUCCAAGGCUGGACACUCUUUCGUAUAAUAAUAGAGAAGAAGUAAAUGUAAAGAAUACUUGGAAAGGCGACGUUAACACUGCAUUGCGUUAUUUAUUUAUCAAGAAGGAAGAAGAACAACCAAUACUACUGCCUUAUACUCAGGAAAUAGAUGAAGAAGAUGAAGGAGAUGAUAAGAUUGAGAAGAUGUUGUAUUGGCAAGAAGAGAAACCUGUUGACGAAGCCUCAAAACGGGGAAAUUUAUUAUUCGGAACUGUUGCAACUUCUGUCAAUAAUACAAUUUUCUUUACAUGCCUACAACUAAAAGACAUAAUCAUCAUAAUUAGUAAUGCUCUCUGCUACAAGAAAUUAUCAACAUAUACAUAA